Ceratotherium simum simum (southern white rhinoceros) is the source of this 1893-nucleotide messenger RNA. RefSeq names its product polypyrimidine tract binding protein 1 (gene PTBP1). Gene Ontology annotation, cellular component: nucleus. Gene Ontology annotation, biological process: mRNA processing. NCBI's taxonomy places the organism in Eukaryota, Metazoa, Chordata, Mammalia, Perissodactyla, Rhinocerotidae. Gene Ontology annotation, molecular function: RNA binding. The record is from RefSeq and is a predicted model, not a curated record.
GGGACGUGUUCGGGCGUCUCCGCCAUUUUGUGAGUCUAUAACUCCGAGCCGUUGGGUCGGUUCCUGCUAUUCCGGCGCCUCCACUCCGUCCCCCGCGGGUCUCCUCGGUGUGCAAUGGACGGCAUUGUCCCAGACAUAGCAGUUGGUACAAAGCGGGGAUCUGACGAGCUCUUCUCUGCCUGUGUCACCAACGGACCCUUUAUCAUGAGCAGCGGCUCAGCCUCCGCAGCUAACGGAAAUGAUAGCAAGAAGUUCAAAGGUGACAACAGGAGCUCGGGCGUGCCCUCAAGGGUGAUCCACAUCCGGAAGCUCCCCAGCGACGUCACUGAGGGCGAGGUCAUCUCUCUGGGGCUUCCUUUCGGGAAGGUCACCAAUCUCCUGAUGCUGAAAGGGAAGAACCAGGCCUUCAUCGAGAUGAACACGGAGGAGGCGGCAAACACCAUGGUGAACUACUACACGUCCGUGACGCCCGUGCUGCGCGGCCAGCCCAUCUACAUCCAGUUCUCCAACCACAAGGAGCUCAAGACUGACAGCUCGCCCAACCAGGCGCGGGCCCAGGCAGCCCUGCAGGCCGUGAACUCUGUGCAGUCGGGCAAUCUGGCCCUGGCCGCCUCAGCCGCCGCAGUGGACGCCGGGAUGGCGAUGGCUGGCCAGAGCCCGGUGCUCCGGAUCAUCGUGGAGAACCUCUUCUACCCGGUGACCCUGGACGUGCUCCACCAGAUCUUCUCCAAGUUCGGCACCGUGCUGAAGAUCAUCACGUUCACCAAGAACAACCAGUUCCAGGCACUGCUGCAGUACGCCGAGCCUGUGAGCGCCCAGCACGCCAAGCUGUCGCUGGAUGGCCAGAACAUCUACAACGCCUGCUGCACGCUGCGCAUCGAUUUCUCCAAGCUCACCAGCCUCAAUGUCAAGUACAACAACGAUAAGAGCCGUGACUACACGCGCCCCGACCUGCCCUCCGGCGACAGCCAGCCCUCGCUCGACCAGACCAUGGCCGCCGCCUUCGGUGCGCCCGGCAUAAUGUCAGCCUCUCCGUAUGCAGGAGCUGGUUUCCCUCCCACCUUUGCCAUCCCUCAAGCCGCAGGUCUCUCCGUCCCCAACGUGCACGGGGCCCUGGCCCCUCUGGCCAUCCCGUCAGCGGCGGCGGCCGCGGCAGCAGCGGGCCGGAUCGCCAUCCCAGGCCUGGCAGGGGCGGGAAACUCUGUCCUGCUGGUCAGCAACCUCAAUCCCGAGAGAGUCACACCCCAAAGCCUCUUUAUUCUCUUCGGCGUGUACGGCGACGUGCAGCGGGUGAAGAUCCUGUUCAACAAGAAGGAGAACGCGCUGGUGCAGAUGGCCGAUGGCAGCCAGGCCCAGCUGGCCAUGAGCCACCUCAACGGGCACAAGCUGCACGGGAAGCCGGUGCGCAUCACGCUGUCGAAGCACCAGAACGUGCAGCUGCCCCGGGAGGGCCAGGAGGACCAGGGCCUCACCAAGGACUACGGCAGCUCGCCGCUGCACCGCUUCAAGAAGCCCGGCUCCAAGAACUUCCAGAACAUCUUCCCACCCUCGGCCACUCUGCACCUCUCCAACAUCCCGCCCUCCAUAUCUGAGGACGACCUCAAGAUCCUCUUCUCCAGCAACGGCGGGAUCGUCAAGGGAUUCAAGUUCUUCCAGAAAGACCGGAAGAUGGCGCUGAUCCAGAUGGGCUCCGUGGAGGAGGCCAUCCAGGCACUCAUCGACCUGCACAACCACGACCUGGGCGAGAACCACCACCUGCGAGUGUCCUUCUCCAAGUCCACCAUCUAGGCCCGCCACCGAGGACCAGCCGCCGCGCCCGGCCACCACUUCCAUCAUUCCAGAAAAAAGCCACUUUAAAAAGCAGCUGAAGUGACCUUAAGACCAGAGAUUUUA